This is a messenger RNA of Opisthorchis viverrini, 1755 nucleotides long. RefSeq lists its product as hypothetical. NCBI's taxonomy places the organism in Eukaryota, Metazoa, Platyhelminthes, Trematoda, Opisthorchiida, Opisthorchiidae. The coding region runs from base 1 to 1200 and encodes 399 amino acids. The record is from RefSeq and is a predicted model, not a curated record. The transcript has 5 exons.
AUGGCACGUGAAACCCUGAAUCUUGAAAACAAAGAGGGAUUUCGACCGGAUAGAGGCUGCGUUGACUACACCUUCACACUCUAUCAGGCGUUAGAACAACGCCACAUGUACAGACGACCCACAAUCCUGGUAUUCCUUGACUUCAGGGGUGCGUUUGAUUCUGUCGAUCAAUCAGUGCUGUUAACUACACUUGUUCAACAGUGUAUGCCCCAGAAGUUUGUAAACAUAAUCCGAUCCCCAUAUUCACAUUCUUCUGUGUGGGACUUGUGCUUCGCUAUGGUUUUCAAAGUUGAGGGCGAUAUCAUCUGCGUACUCCAGAUCGACAAGGCUCUCGCCAGCAACAAUUUGAACACCGAGGUUUCGAAGACAGUUCAGUGUUCACCUCAUUAUUUCAUCAAUUACGAAGUUGAACAAGAAUGGAGAGAGUGGACAUCCUUGUCCGACACCACUUUUUGUAGAUUUUAUCAGAUGAUACAGAACGAGGGUCAUACGCUUGACAGGAGUCGAAAUACGGACGCCGCGGAUUUGAGAAUGAAUGUGAAUGCGGGGAGCAAGCUGUCCAAUUUAAUCCCUUUUGCUGUGAAUUCUUUCAAACGUCCUUGCUGCAGGAAAGUUAUUUGGAAGAGCACGGCGGGGGGUGUCGCAAAAACUGUCGCAUGCGCGGAGCGUUUCAAACAAAUCGUCCUUAGUUCUUCCAAGCAGACCCCAGAUUCACCUCCAUUUUUCAAUGUUCUUAAAGAUGAGCCGAUUACUCAGUUGUAUCAGCUAACAAAAAUCAGCACCGUAAAGCGAAACUGUGUGGAUCGAGAUACGAUGGUGACUUAUGUGCUGGAGGAAUCUGCUAUUAUCAUUUCAUUGUCGAAAGAUCCAAUACCGGAAGAGACCUUCGUCCAGCUGGUUACUUCUGAAAACCCAUCAGUUUCUUCUAAUAUUCCAUCCUCAUUGACAUCGUUCCAAAAUCCGAAACCCCUCAGUCGUCGUCAACUGGUACAUUCGAAGAAACGAAAGCGAGAGCCUACCAAGGAUCCACUCUCCAAGCAGCUUGACCCAUUUCGGUCUCGCCCUAAUUCUGCACUUUCUGACAAGCAGCCAGUUAAAUCAAUAGACUUCCCCCCUGUAAUGCACCAGUCACCGCGAUUGGCACCAGCCCUUCUGGCAGUAUCAGGUGCUGUCAAAAAAUCUAAGAAAAAGAAAAUAUGAACUACCUUCCCCUUUCAUUUCCUGAUGUUACAUUUUGAGCAUUGAACCCAUUCACAUGGUAAUGAUGCGUACAUCUCCAGCUCCUCUUUGUUUUUAUUUUUCCGACCAACUUGUACAGUAGAAUUCAAGUGUAUAUACGAAUCGAAUAGAAGUCUGAAUCAAACAUUCGUGAUAUAUCCCGUUUGAGCAUUGGUUCUUCAUCCCAAUUAUGUGCAACUAGGAUUUUUCCGGGGGCAGGUCUAUAUCGCUAUUCCCCGCGAUCGGUUGGUUGCCACAGGUUUACCUUCCGCAACUUCUGUAGAUCUCCGUAAAUCGCAUGAGUACUGGCCUUUUGACGGAGUGAGGUCGACUUGUAACUCAUUCCAGUCAACCAAAUGGUCACCACUAUUCGUUUUUGGCGAAUGUAAACGGGACAUGGGUUGUGGUGCAUUGGGGAUUUCCGAUUUUAUUUCUGGUCUCCGAUUCUGUACAGCAGAAAUCGAUCCGUCCACUUGUCCGUACUCGUUUCCUCUUCCGGUAAGUAAUGCAAUGCGUUUCUGAAGAAGGCCAACCUGC